Messenger RNA from Plasmodium cynomolgi strain B, 325 nucleotides. RefSeq lists its product as hypothetical. The transcript has a single exon. The annotation marks the transcript as partial. NCBI's taxonomy places the organism in Eukaryota, Apicomplexa, Aconoidasida, Haemosporida, Plasmodiidae. The record is from RefSeq and is a predicted model, not a curated record.
GAAAAGUUCCGAAUCUGAGCUCCAAGAUAAAAGAUAUAUAAAGCAAAAUAUACGAUGUACCUGUUUAAACAUAUGGCUACAUUUUUACACAAAAAUACGUUGUGUUCCAGUUGAUUUUAUGCAGAAAUUUAUUAAUGCAAUAAAUGCUGGAGAGUACAAAUUACCUGAAAGUGAUAAUUAUAAAAAAUGUCUUUUAGAAUCAUAUGAUGCUGCUGAUAAUACAAUACAUGAAAAUGUAACAAAAUUAAGUAUUCCGGUGAAUAGUUAUCGUUAUAUUCUAGAUAUAUUAUUUAAAAAACCUUCAAGUUCAACAAAUUUGGUGUAA